This is a messenger RNA of Plasmodium adleri (nom. inval.), 5892 nucleotides long. Its product is annotated as conserved Plasmodium membrane protein, unknown function. The transcript has 3 exons. Lineage: Eukaryota; Apicomplexa; Aconoidasida; Haemosporida; Plasmodiidae. The record is from RefSeq and is a predicted model, not a curated record. The coding region runs from base 1 to 5892 and encodes 1963 amino acids.
AUGGAUGAUAAAAAGAGGAAAAAACUCUCGAGUCCUAAAAUUUUAAAAAGCACAAAGGAGGAAAGGAUCUUAAAAAAACACGAUGAAACAAAAUUAAAAUGGGAGAGGCAAAAUAAAAUAUUAAAAGAUAAAACGAAGAAGAAAGAAACGUUAGGGGAACAGGCAGAAAAAUAUAGGACAAAAAAUGAAAUAAACAACAUUGUUGAAUAUAUAAAUCAAGAAGAGAAAAAAAAAGUUAACUGGACAGAAAACCUGAGAUAUGAAACCCAAAAAAUAAAAUUCAAAGAGACAAUAAAUAAAAUGAACUUAAAAGAUAAUAAGAUGUCUUAUGAAAGUAAAAGAAUAUUUAAUAAAGUAUUCGAAAAAGAAAUAUCAUACAACAAAAAAAAAAAUACAUGUGCAAAUAAUAUUGAAGAUAUAAUAAAUGAUGAUGUAAAUUCUUUAAGUCCAUCAUAUAAAACAAAUAAACAAAGAAAAAAAGAAAAAUAUGAAAGUAUAUUAAUUCAUAAGAUAAAAAAUAAUGUGGAAUUUUUUUUAUCAAAUUUUGCUGUUCCUUUAGAUAGUCCUCUAUAUAUAAAAGGAGAGAAAAUUAAAAAUGAAGAAAGUGAUGAAACAUUAUUAUUAUCAGAAAAUGAAAUAAAAGACAUGAACAUAUGUGAACAUAAUAAUAAUAAUAAUAAUGAUGAUGAUAAUAAAUAUAGAUUGAAUAAAAACAAAUAUUUAAACAAUACAUGUAAUAAAAACCAAGUUAAUUAUCUUAAAAUAAAUUGUAAAUUUAUUGAAAUAAAUAAUUGUGGAAAGGAAAUGUAUAAUAAAUAUAUUAUUCUUCAAAAUUGUUCUUCAAGUGUAAUACUUUAUAAAAUCAUUUUUAAAAAAAAAAUAUUAUUAAAUGAUAACAAUAAUAAUAAUAGUAAUAGUAUAAAAUUAAAGGAUGGUUUAUAUUUUGAUGAAAAUAAAAAUUAUACUCUUUUUAUAUAUCCUAAUUCUGGUUAUAUAAAACCAAAUGGAAGCAAACAAAAAAUACUCCUAACAUUUUUAUUUGAUUAUAUUGUUAAUACAUUUGGAUGUAUAACUAUAAAAUAUUAUUGUAAUAAUAAUAUUUUUAAAGAACAUGUAUAUAUAUAUAUAAAUUCUUUUUUUACUAUUAAUCAUAUGGAUCAAAGAAAUUAUUUAAAAUAUAAUAAUCAAAAUGAUAAAUUGACAGAUCAACAUUCUUUAUAUCAUAAUCUAAUUCAUAAUCUACAAAGGAAUCAAAUAAAAAAUAUAACAAAUAGAAAAGAAGAAAAAUUUUAUAUUCAUAAUAAUAAAAAAAAAUAUAUAUAUGAAUCAAUAUAUAACAUAAUCAAUAAUAUAUAUCCAAUAAGAAUAAAACAAAUUUCUAAUAUAUUAAACUUUAUUAAUUCUACUUAUAAUAUAAAAAUUAAUUAUAUAAAUAUACAACCUUUUCUUGAAUUAUUAAGCAAAAUUAAAAAUUCUGCAUAUAUAAAAUUAAAUUAUUAUAUAAAAAAAAUGAUACGUCAAAAGGGAAACAUUAAAAGUAAUCUUAAUAAAUAUAAAACAUAUAAAUAUAAAACAUAUAAAUAUAAAACAUAUAAACAUAAAACAUAUAAAUAUAAAACAUAUAAACAUAAAAUAUGUAAAAAACAAAAUUAUAUGAACACUUAUAAAAUUCAUUAUCAAUAUAAACCACAUACACUAAAAAUUGUUCCUUUUUUUAAAAAGAAGAAGAACCAAUGUAAUAAUAUUAUACAACCUAAUAAAGAUAAAAAAGAAUAUAAUCAUAAUAUUUCUUUAGAUAAAAGACAUGCACAUAUAUUACAUUCCUCAGACGAUAAAGAAAAUAAAAAUAUUCAAUCCUUUUUUAAUUAUAUGAAAUGUAAAUUUCUUUCAUCACAUCAAAUAUAUACAAAUAAUGAUGAACCCAUACAAUUUUUCAUGUUCCACUUUUUUUUACAUGAAUAUUCUGACUUAUUAAAGAAAGGAAAUCUAAAUCAAUAUAUCCUAUCAAAUAAAUAUAAAAUAAAAAACUAUGAUAAUUCUGAAAAAAAAAAAUAUCAUGUAUAUAUAUCUAAUUAUAAUAUCACACAUUGGAAGCAUAUAAAUAAUUUAUAUCAACAGAUAUAUAACACAUUCAAUCAAAAUAAAGAACAUUCUUUGAAUGUUUUUAUAUAUAUCAUGCGAACAUAUAUAUGCCAGCUAAUAUUAUAUUAUAAAAAAAUCAACUCGUUUUCUUAUAAAUAUAAAAAUGAAAAUAAAAAUGAAAAUACUAUAACUGGUGUAGAAAAGGAGGAAAUGAUAGAAAAAAAAAUAAUUCCAGUGAAUAAUAUGGAAAAAAAUAUUUUACCUAAUAAUAAAGAAGAAAAAGAUGAAAAAAAAGAUGAGAAAAAAUAUGAGAAAAAAGAUGAAUUCAUAAAUUUUUUAAAUUAUACUAGUAAUAAAGUUUGUGUUGAUUUAUAUAACCCUUGUCUUAAAUAUUUAAAAGAAAAAAAAAAUUUUUUUUUUUUUAUUAAUUUUAUAUAUCUUCAGAAUAAAUUAUGUAUAUCACCUAUGUUUUAUUUUUUUUAUUAUAUUGAAUUAAUAAGAUAUGUAUACUCUUUGUUUAAAUGGAGGCUUGUAAAAGUAAACAGCAUUAAUAAUAUAAAUAAUAUAAAUAAUAUAUAUAAUAAUAAUAAUAACGUAAAAUUUGGUGAUCACCCGUGUUGUAAUAAAUCCGCUGUUGAUAUUUCAGGUAGCAAAAAUAUUUUCAUUCAUAUGGAUCAUAAACUUUUAAUCGAAAUUAUCAAUUAUAUUUAUGAAUUGUAUAUAUCCAAUAAACAUAAUGAUAAUGUCAAUUAUAUAAAGGAAUGUAUUAUAUAUUUAAUUUCUUCUAUUUUAAUAUAUGCACAGAAAAAUGUAAAAAAUAUGUAUAUUUUUAUUGACUAUAUAUUUAUUUAUAAUCAUCAUAAAAAAGAAAACAAAGAAAAUAUCAAUACACAAGAAAAAAAUAAUCCUUUGGAUGAUAUGAAAAUAUUUUAUGAGAAUAUUUUUUUAUUUUUUAUUUUUCCAUUUUUAAAAGAAUAUAUAGAUAACAUAGGAACACAUAUAUAUAAAUUACAUCUUAUAAAAAAUGAAGAAGACACACUUUUAUUUUUUAAAAAAAAAUUUAAUUAUAUAAAUUAUGAAGAGAAUUAUUCUAAUAUGUAUGAGGAUAAUAAGACAAUUGACACGAGUGGUGUUGAAACUAUAUGUCCUUUAAAUGAAAAUAUAAAAACCUUUGACAAAAUAAACAAAUAUAAUGAUAUAAAAAAUGGGGAAGACAGUAACAUUCCUUUCUUUUUUAAAAAUUUUAAAAAUCAGAAUGAUAAAAACAAUAAAAUAUUUAAUGAUGAUAAUAAAGAGGAGGAUGAGCAGGAGGAAGAGGAGGAGGGACAUAUAUUGUUUAUAUUUAAUAAAGAAGAAUUUAGUUAUAUUAUAUAUGAAAAUUAUUAUAUACAAUUAAAUGAAGCGAUAAAAGAAAAAUUAAAUAAGCUGAAAUGUUUAUAUAAAGUUGAAUCGAAGGAAGAAGAAAAAAAAAAUAAUAUAAAUAUGAAUACACAUAAAUAUAUAAAUAAUGUUCAAAGUAGUGUGGAGAGUGUUAUAGAAACUGAUAAUAUAUUUAAUAGUGAGGAGAAAAAUAAAAAAAUAAAAAAAAAAAAGAAGAAAAAUAAAAUUAAAAAUAAUAAAAAUAAUAAAAAUAAUAAAAAUGAUGAUAAUGAUAAAAAUGAUGAUAAUGAUAUUAAUGAUGAUAAUGAUAAUAAUGAUGAUAAUGAUAAUAAUGAUGAUAAUGAUAAUAUUAAAAAUUCAUCGAACAUAUCACAAUAUAACAAUCAAAAGAGAAAAAAAAGAAAAUCUAAAGAAUGUAAAGAAUUCAAAAAUAUAAAAGAAAAAUUUGUGAAUUUUCAUUUUAUAAAAUUAUUUGAUAUAUUAAAUAUAGAUACAUAUAUUAUAGAUGAUAAGAAUAUAUUAAAUAAUAUAAUAUCAAUGAAUAUUCCAAAAAAUAUAAAUAUACAAAUAGGUUUAUAUAUACAUAGAAUAAUAUAUUGUGUUCUUUAUAUUUUUAAUUUUAUAUCUGUGAAUCAUAUAAAUAUAUUAUAUAAUUAUUAUUAUCCUUAUUUAAAAUAUUUCUUAUUUGAUUCUUAUAUGGAAUAUAAUUCAAAUAAUAUUUAUAAAUUAUAUUAUUUUAUAAUUCAAUAUUUUUAUUUAUUACAAUAUAUGAAUCAAAAUAAUUUUUCUAUAUAUAUACCACUAUCUUCAAGUUUUGAUUUUUUUAAAUAUUUGAAAGAAAUAAAUAAAGACAAACAGAAUCAUUAUGAUAGUCAGAAGGAUAUAUGUAGCUUUAAAACGAUAGAACAUAUGAAGAAAGAAAAAAUGGAAGAUUCAUCGGUAGUUGAGAAAUUAUUUGUAUCUUCAAAGUGUGAAAAGAAAUCCUUUUUUUUAUCAUCUUUAUAUACAUCAUGUUAUUUUAAUUUCUUCAAAUUUAAUGAUAACAAAGAAGAAAUAUAUAAAGAUUUAUAUAAUUCACAUAUAUCACUAGAAAGAGAAGAAACAAGAUACAUAUGUAUCAUAUCUCCUAAUAUAAAGAAUAAUAUGUUAAGUAUUAUAAACAUGAGAAAAAUAAAAGAAUGGUUGAAAUUAUUAAACUUAUUAAUUUUUUUAAAAAUAAAAGAUGUGUAUAUAUCUGGAGAAUUGUUUUCUUUAUUUCUUUUCUUUUUAUAUGAUGGUAAUAUUAUAAGAGGUGAAAUGUGUGAAUCUCAAAAAAAAAAUAAUAAUAAAAAUAAAAAUAAUAUAUAUAUAAAGUUUGAUAAUAAUUAUAAUAUGCAAAGAGAAAAGAAAAAAGGAAACCCUAAAGAUUUACAAAAUAAAAGAAACAAAAACAUUCAUAAUAAUAAUAUUAUAAAUAUGUUAAAUAUGGAACAUAUGGAUGAAUCAAAACAUUUUAUAAAAAAUAAUCAUCAUCUUAUUAAUAUGAAGAAUUAUUUAAAUUUCCAAUUUUGUGAAUUAUCUUCUCUAUCUGAAAAUGUCAUAUUAUUAUUAAAGUUUUCUUUGUUUAAUAUUUUUAAUUUAUAUGACAAAUAUAAAAUAAAUAUACACUUUCCAAAAGAUUUAAUUAUAAAAAUAAAUAAAACACAAUGUAAUGACCUUACAUUUGAUUCUUCUUUAUAUUCAUCAUCUAUUUCUUUUUCUGAUCAUAUUAUAUUAUAUGGUCUAUUACCACAUAAAGAUUAUAAAAGUAUGAUAUUAUUUUCUAAGAAAAACUUUUAUAACAAAUAUAAAAAUAAAUUAAAGAAAAUAAAAUUGUAUCCAAUGAAUACACUAGUAAAUGAUUUUAUUAAAACAAACAAACAAAAUGAUAACCAUCAUCCUCAUCAUUAUAAAGAUGAUGACGAUGAUGAUAAUCUUAAUGAUAAUGAAGAAAAAAGAAUAUAUUAUUAUCAUACAGAUAAUAUAAUAAAUACUUCUCCAAAUAAUAUUAAGAAAAUGUCUAUUAUUAAUAUAGGAAGUCUCACACUUUAUCAUAUAUUAAAAAAUAUAAAUGAAAAAAAUAAAAUCUUAUGGCUAUGUGGAUCCCUAGAAAAAAAUAUAAAAGAAAAUUAUAAAAAUAGUAUACAUAUAUUUCAAUCAAUUUAUAAUAAAAAACAAAAUCAAAACACUUUAAAUCAAAACACUUUAAAUCAAAACACUUUAAAUCCAAACAUUCAUUGCAACAAAUUAUAUUUUAAUAAUUUUAUAAUCUUAAACAAACAAAUAUAUUGGUUAUAUUACAAUGAGCUAAGUAAAAAUAUAUAUAUACCUUUUAUAUAUAAAACAUAUAAAAUCUUGUUACAAAUUUUUGAUAGAAAAAUUUCAAAACACGACAUCAUAUCUUACAUAUAA